Molecule: messenger RNA, 5432 nt
Organism: Liolophura sinensis
Lineage: Eukaryota; Metazoa; Mollusca; Polyplacophora; Chitonida; Chitonidae
Product: phytanoyl-CoA hydroxylase-interacting protein-like
Exons: 1
Coding region: 10-1113 (367 amino acids)
Source: RefSeq, a predicted model, not a curated record
GAGCCCAACAUGGCAACGCUCCGCGACAGAUGUUCCCCUAAAUCACCAAAUGUUCUUGUGGAAUACGACAGCACCAAGAAGGCUUUAGUGGUUACUCAUAAAAACAAAGAAGGCAAUGACCGUUAUGUGGCAUGUAUUACCUUCGAUAUCAAGCAGAAAUGCCAUGACGGUAACGACUUGUAUUUCCCUUGGCUCGUGUCACAUGUUCCUCUGGGGGCAACAAUGAGCCUUCCGUUAACAAUGUGUGGUUUGUCCGACAACACCGUGCUACGGAAAUGUGAGCCCACUUCGGCAAGAAGUGAUAACGCCUGUGUGGUAAGAGUUCAGUUCAGCAAGCCAUCAUCAUUUCCACUUUUCCCCUAUGUCGGUCAGACUACUCAGUGUGACAUGAUAGAAAUCACAGGUCUGGGACCAAGGAUGAACGCUGUGCAGCUGUAUCACAGGGCUGUGCUGUAUCACAAGUCAAGGAAGACUAAUCAACGACAGAUGAACAGGGCCACGUUUCUCUACCGGAACAAGCCCAAAGAUUAUUUCGAUGACAUUUUCCUGCGUCACUGUGGAAUCAUGAAGCCUUACGUGAAAGAUUUCACUGGAGACCCAAAAUGUCCCAUAAGCGGUAAACUGAAGGGCCUCUUUUUCAGUUCAAAUGUAGACAACAACACCAAGGAACCCUUGAAAAUAUCCGCUUUUGGUCCUUAUCGUUUCCAAGUUCCACUGACAGCUUUACUUGGGGAGCUUGGAUGCUGGAGGAUUUACUUCGCGGACUUUUACUGCAUGGACAAGAACAAUAGCAGUCAUCACAUUACGUUAGUGCUGUGUAAAGAGGGAACUGAGUCGGACGACAUCUGUAAAAAGUAUCUCUUGACCCUGCCUCCUGAAAACCCCUUUUUUCAAGUGAAGGAUUCUGGUUUUAUGGUUAGUUCACAUAUCUGGGUAGAGGUCAUUUACACAGAACCAAUCAAUGUCCAGAAAAUGUGGAGUUCCGGGGCAGUCAUGAAAACAGUGGAGUCAAAGACACGAUCAAUAAAAGCAGGCAUUCCUAAGAACUCAAGAUGCCUGAUUUGUAACCAUGCAAUGUACCAGUCAUGGGAAGCCUUGCCGGCUUAUUUCUGACUGAUCUUCCGCGGCAUGUGUCUUCUGAGAACGGACUUGACAAAUCGCAUGUACUACCGAAUAAUAGUAUUCAUUUUCACAAAGUUAAAUUAAUAUGUACAAGUUCAAAAAUGCACAUAGAAAACCUAGAUUUUACAAGUUUUCACAGAGGAACCAAACAUUGGUUUCUAGUCCGCAAAAAUGGUACGUGUCCUACCAUAUCAGUGUGGUCUGUUUGAGUGGAGAAAAAGGAUAUACCCAGUAAUCUUUCCUUCAGGAAUACGUAUGAAGGAAUUAACGCGGCAUUUGUUACUCGGUAAGCAACAAGAAGACGGGUCAUUCACUGUAUGUUCAAUGUUUGUGAACAACGUUGUGAACAAACCACAACGGAUAGAACACAACCUUUUUCGGCAAAUUACCGGACAUAUAUAUGCCGAGUCUAGUGGGGCGUAAUAAAUUUUCAGACUUCGUCCUAUUUUCUUGUGUGGAAGGACACAUAAUAAUAUGUUAUGACGUGAUUUACUUCACUGUAUGAACCAGUUUGGGCCAUAUUAUUUCCGGAUGAUUCAAUUUUGCUUCCUCACCUUGGUUUAAAUGUUAUAACCACAUACAUACAUACACAAGUAUAUGGGUUUUCCAUAUAAACAGAAAACCACACGUAAUAUACACGUACACACCCUAAAGGCCUAACCAGUUUUUCCUAUAAAAGGCGUCAAGCGUGUCAGUGAUGAUAUAGCUUAUAUAUACAAGGUGGAGUAAACAGCAGAUACGAACGUUUGGUGGUAAUAUAUUAUUGGAAAUACAUCUUGAACUCGUAGUUUAUUUAUCUGUUUCGUUGGCCCUUAAUACCGUAUGCAAAUAGAUUUAGUAAAGACAUGUCACAAUGUCACUGAGAGCCCAACAUAACACCAGAGAAAAAAUUAAAUUUAAUGAUAACAUAUGUAGUUAAACGCCGCAUUGAAGAAUUUUCCAAUUAUACCAAUGCCUCUGGUUUUACCUGUGGAGGAAAACGGAGUUAACGCCGUGUAAGUAAGUUACUGACGACCUUUCUCAGUGCAAUCAAGAGAAACUUGCACUCCGCCACGAAAAAGUGGGCCUUAAUCACCUGACAACAUUGACACAGGCUGCCGAUGCGCGGCUCUCUUCACCCUGUCGCCAGAUGUCGUCACGGUGUGAUCUCACACGUCACUUAUCUUUUUUUGAGAAUGAGUUUUGUAAUGUUGUGAUGUUCUCAACCUUAUCCACGGUUUGUAGUUUGGGUGUUUUAAGUUUAUGAAUAUGUCCUCAUACACAAGGCCUAUCAAUGAUACAUUAUUUAUAUAUAGUACUCACUUGGUCGAUGCCCAUGUACAUAUUGUGCAUAGUGUGUUUUUCUUUUCAAAUAAUUCUUUUUAAGAAUUAGUUGGGUAAUUAUUACGUUAUGAGAUGUUUUCAAUGUGAUCCAUAGUUUGCUAUUUGUUUUUUUUUUUUGUUCUAUUAACUUUAGUAUUACCUAAAUAGAUUCGUAAUGUUAGCAGUGUUACUAAAGCCAUUUACCUGCCAUUUAAACAAAUAUAUAUAUAUGAUAAGUUUAGCCAUUAUGUUAUCCAUUAUAUAUUCAGCCAGUACUAUAUCUUAGCUGAUGUUAUACAUUUCACCGAAUGUAAUUUUGGUGAAUUUAAUCACUUAUAAGCUGCUAUUAUUUCACAUAAAGAGUAAUAUCCCAAAGGGCAUUUUUAAUGCAUUUGUAGCAAGUUGUGUACGGUUUUGUGUAUGAUUUAUCAACAUGUUUCGGCAUAAUUGUGCCUCAUCAGUGCCGAAUAGGUGUACCAUUAACAUCUGCAGACAUGUUUGUCUAACAUGGAUGGAUGUUUCAUUGACACAUCUUACCAAGUUUUUCACUUUAAUAGCUCAACUGGCAAUUACUUUACUCAAUUUAUUGCAUCAAGUAUAACAAUUGUUUUUAUUCAGGACUCCCGAUUUAAUAUAUGGUGAAAAUAAUGGGACGGCGGGAUAUUUUUUUAUUCACAGGAGGUGGCGCUGGUAUGAGGAAGUACCUUUAGCAAUUGUCAUAUCACAAAUGCAUUGUAGCGCAACGUCUGCUCCACGGCUAUUAUAUGUUACAACUUAAAUGUAUGAGUUUUCAUUGUAACGUCUUACUGUUUUAAUGUGGCAUAAUCAUUUUGCCCUGGUAAUGGAACAUUUGAUGUCAGUAAAAUAAUUUCAAGGUCAUGCCUUUGUCGAGCCCCCAUUGUAGUUAACUUUGCUUACUGGUAUAGGCCUAUAACCUGACAGUACAGUUCUAAAUAUAUUUUUAUUGAACAAAAAAUCAUUUCAGCAUAUUUUAAUUAACUGAAUAUUUCAUAAUUAUUAAUAUUAUGUUGGUCAUAUAUUGAAGAUUGUUAAUACCGGGUAAGCAAUAAUUUGUAGUAAAAUGUAGAACAUAACAUUCUUUACAUCACUAAUGAUGAAAAAAUUAUUUCAUUUAAUAUAAAUCACUAAAUGCCUAAUUCCUGUCUACCUAUGUCCUUGUAGGUUUAUGAUGUUACUUAAAUGUAUGUACACUAGAUACAAACCAUACCCUUUGUAAUAGUUUGACAAGACAGCUUUUAUUUAGCUCGAUCUCUUCUUGUAACAGGUUUAUAAUAUUAUGUUAUUAAAUGUCUGUUUUCAUAUCGGCCUUGUUACAGUUCCAAGAUCUGUUAUAUUGGCCUGUGGUAGGCUUUAUUGACUAAGACGUAGUUGAAGGCCAAUGAAGCCUGCCUAGAACCAAUCAAUAUUACAGAUGGCGGGCCUAUAAAUAGGGCGAUGUGAAAACAGCAAUUUAAUAACAUUUUUAUUAAUGACCUGUGUAUUUGAUCUGGAAACAACAAAGCACGCUCAUAAAUAUACAACAUGUGUUAUUAAAACAUGUAUUCUGUAACCAACCAAACAUGUAAUGUGCCACACCUCAUCCAAAAAAAAGUGUGGAAUAAUUAAGGGACUUCAAUUUUCGGAUCUGAAUGUUGUUUAACACCUUACACAAGGAUUUUUCACAGAAAAUCUUCAUUUUUCCUCUUGUUCAGAUGUUUUUCAUUGAAUUAUUUUGAAUAAAUGUAUUCUUAUCGUCUUUUGUGACAGUUAUAAAUCUAGUUGAAGUUACGCGUGCAAUACAGGCUUGCUGAGAUAUUUACUCGCACAAAGACCGCUGCGUGAGUUAUAUGACUUGUCUGAAUAGGAAGUAUUACAAGCAAAUAGAUGUAGUAUAUAAAUAAUAAAACAAAUAUUAUAACCACUAAUAGGGUUAAUUUCUUUUUAUUGCAUUUUACCAGGUUACUACUACCCUAUAUUUCUUCAACCUUUUAACAUGUUCACCUGGUGUUUUAAGCCUAUUCUGAGGAGAUUUCUCUAUCUAGACUAAAAACUUGAUUUUCUCUGUGAAGCCUUGAUGUUGGCAAACCCCGUUAAACAUAAAUUUUAACCAUUGUCAAAGUUUCAAGGCAGAUAAAUUGCAUUCAAAGUUGUCCUCAAACAUCCGAAAAGGUGGAAGAACUAGGGUAGUUAUCUGGAAGGCUAUAUUACAUCUAUUAAUAGAUGGAAUUCAGAGCAGCAAAAGGUUGUAUAAUUUUUAUUAAGCCUUUUUGAAGCAUAAUGCCAUUCAAGUGUGACUUAACUUACAAUCACUCCGCACUUCAUAACCAUUAAUUGUAUGAGUUACUUAAUGCACUUUUAUUCCAAGGCUUUCCAAUACGUAUCCAGGAACUUGUCACAGGACAGAUGGUACUGCUUACAUUUUCCAGCUUUUUUUGUUGACCUACACCUAGUAUUAAAUGUACUUGUGUUUUUAACUUUGUGACUGUCUGUAACUGUGCUGGGAUUUUGUUGUCUUUCAACGUUUUUUUACCAUGGAUGUGUCACGGUUAAUAGUUUUCAAGUUCAAAUUAGCAGCCAUCUGCACACUUGAUUAAAGUUGUUUGAAGUUGAUGAUUUGACAAAGCAUGUGUACUGCUGGUUAAUGUUGCCUGAAAUAGCAGCGUAAUGUCAAUUUCUGAUGACAUGACCCAUUCAAUUAUUACUUUCCUCAAAAAUGUGGGCUAGUUUGUGAUGUGCUUUAAGUAUUUUUAUCUUUAGCAAAUUUAUUUAAUAUAAAAAUUAUUAUAUAUGUUAGGUCCUUGUGUGAACAUGAAAUUAAUAUUGAUAAAGUGUUAACGAAAAGCUUUUUAUUUGAAUACAUAUGGUUACAGUGCAAGUUGUUUUCACGUGAUAAGGGCCCAUUUAGCUCUAGACAGACUUUAUAAAGUUACUCACCUCACAACGGCAAAAGCAGAAAAAGGGAGGUUAUUUUGUAUUCAACUUGUGUUAUGAUAUUUUUGGCUGUUGUC